AUGGCUUCACUUAAUGGUUUUUUUAACCACUUAACUUAUUUUCUGGCUGCUGGUGCUGUUACUUUGGGAAUUGGUUUCUUUGCUUUGGCAUCAGCUUUGUGGUUCCUGAUUUGCAAACGAAGAGAAAUAUUUCAAAAUUCCAAAUUUAAAGCAACUGAUGAGAGAUGCAGGCAAAGAUCAUUAAAGGGAAAGAUUAAAUCUCAUUCUCAGUGUGUCUUUAUUUCUCGAAAUUUUCAUACUGGAGGAUUCCAAUCACAGGAGGAGCAAAGAAAAAAGGAAACAGCACAUAUAAAAGUAAUAAAAGAUCACUCUAAAGAUGAAUUCUGCCUUGCACCAAAAAAGGUCAUUUGUGACCCCUCAGAGACUAGCUCGGCAAUACAUCCCAGCAGUGUUACCUUAAGCUUAUCAACACUACCAUCUAAUUCUUAUUACAGCCAAAGUAUAGAAGCAGCUGAUGACUGGUUUUCUGAUGAUACUCUAGCAAAAAAGAGCUCUCCAGUUCCUUUUCUCAGGGAACCUCUAAUGGAAAAAGUAUUUUCAUACCUGUCAACAAUUUCAUUAGAAGAUUGUACUGAAAAUGUACUGAAUAUGACACUUUAUGAUGAUCAGAAAGAUGACAGCAUUAAGGAAAUAUUUUCACGAAGAAAUACAGAGGUUGAAAUACAAAACCUUCAACAUAAUAUUGAAUGACUUUUUUCUUUUGAAACAUUGUAUAUACUGAAGUCAUGGAAAGUUAAAACGGAAUUACCAGCUUCUGAGGCUCUUAACAUGUCCAUACUAAUAUUACUUGUUUGUUACCAUAGAGUGGUCCUACUUCCCUUGCCAAUUCUUAUUUCUAGAAACAAAAUUACAGGAAGCAGUAGAGUGACAUCAUGAACAUUAAGCUCAACUCCUUGUAUCUCAUCAAAGGACAUAAUAAAUAAUAUGAAUGUAUUUCAGCAUACAAGAGAAAUACUUUAAGAAAUCUUCAGCACAAAUAGACUUUUGAAUAAAACAUUCACAGCAUUUCCU
Odobenus rosmarus divergens (Pacific walrus) is the source of this 1011-nucleotide messenger RNA. It is a transcript of the gene CUNH1orf185, whose product is annotated as chromosome unknown open reading frame, human C1orf185. The record is from RefSeq and is a predicted model, not a curated record. The coding region runs from base 1 to 690 and encodes 229 amino acids. NCBI's taxonomy places the organism in Eukaryota, Metazoa, Chordata, Mammalia, Carnivora, Odobenidae. The transcript is spliced from 5 exons.